AUCGAACACAACCAGGAAGUAGAAGAAGAAGAAGCUACGGCUGAGCCAACGACUCCCUCCUUGCAGCUAGUAAACGGGCCGCGGAGAACAAUCGAGAACAACGCCGGACAUCAUGCCUCGUGUUUACAUCGGACGACUGAGCUAUAAUGUCCGCGAAAAGGACAUACAGCGAUUUUUCAGCGGAUAUGGAAAGCUCAUGGAGAUCGAUUUGAAGAACGGCUAUGGCUUCGUGGAGUUCGAGGAUAACCGGGACGCCGACGACGCCGUGUACGAGCUGAACGGCAAGGAGCUGUGCGGGGAGCGGGUGAUCGUGGAAAACGCCCGCGGGCCGCGGCGAGAUCGAGAUGGCUACGGUGGGGGUCACUUGGGUGGUGGGCGCAGUAGCGGUUACAGCAGCCGGAGCCGCACUGGCAGGGACAAGUACGGACCUCCAGUCCGUACUGAGUACCGCCUCAUCGUGGAGAACUUGUCCAGCCGCUGCAGUUGGCAAGACCUCAAGGACUUCAUGCGUCAAGCAGGAGAGGUGACGUAUGCAGAUGCCCACAAGGAACGCACGAAUGAGGGCGUGAUUGAGUUUCGGUCCGAGUCGGACCUGAGGAGGGCCAUUGACAAGCUGGAUGGCACCGACAUUAAUGGACGGAAGAUUCGUCUUGUGGAGGAACGACCUCGCAAACGGAGAUCUUACUCCGGCAGCCGCUCCAGAUCUCGAAGUCGUCGCAGCAGGAGCCGCAGGAGCUCCAGGAGCCGCUCCAGAUCCCACUCAAGGUCUCGUUCCCAUAGCAACAAGAGACGUCGCCGCUCUCGAUCUGGAAGGAAGUCUCGCUCCAAGUCGGGAGGGAGGAAAUCAAUGUCUUGCAACCGCAGGUCCCGUUCUCGGUCUCGCAAAUCACGUUCUCGCAAAUCACUUUCUCGCUCGACUGACCGGAAAGAAAAGUCCCGUUCACGCUCCCCCAAAUCACGUUCUCGUUCAGCUGACCGCAAAGAAAAGUCCCGUUCUCGCUCCCCCAGAUCCCGUUCUCACUCGGCUGACCGGAAAUCAAAGUCCCGUUCAAAGAGCCGUUCAAAGGUGAAGUCUGAGCGGGAUUCUCGCAGUCGUUCCAAGGAGAUUUCUGUCGAAAAGACCCGCAGUCAUUCAGCGUCCCCGAUGGCCAACGGCGUGGAGCAGUGUGUUGCCAAGUCUCCGUCCCGCUCCCCAUCUCCUCGAGGGGAGGACCGCCGAUCCAUGUCCAGGGAAAAGCGUUCAGCCUCACGCUCACGGUCUAGAUCAGCCUCUCGGGAUUAGUGGAAUUUAAAACAAAGGGCGUUGUUUCUCUCCUCGUGGAGCUCGAUCCCUUUGCUGUACAUAGUGAGCCGUCUCGUCUUACUGGCUUAUGCUUCCUUGCUCUCUACUUUUCUCCAAGUGUUUACUUCUCUUAACAUGUCUAAGAUUCUGUUUUAUUAAAGGAUGCACCAGUCAGUCUGAUUUCUGUAUCGUCUGUCUCGUGGCGGAAAUAACAUGAAUUCAUGGUUUGGUGAACUUGGUAAAAGAGUCAGUUGUCACUGUAGAUCUAUCUAGCUUACUUAAAUGCCUUUCCAUUUAGUCCUGCAACAUCCAUCAAACAGUUGGCAAUAGUAAAGAUUUCUUAUUCAUUCAGCUGUAGUUUUGGGGGAAAGUAGUGUAUCACUGAAGCAUUGUAGCAGAUGGUCAUUUUGAACUUGGGUCUCAAAUGCUUUUUCAUUUAUUUUUGUGGUACUCUAAAAUACACAACUGGGAUGCAAGAAAUACAAAAUAAUGGGUUUUAUGUCAUUAUAGAACUGCGUUUUUGGGGAGCACUCUCAACAUUGUACAUAAAUAAAUGGUUUCAUCGACUUUUGAAAAAAUAUUUUGUUUUUGGACAUACGGGAAGGAAUUGUGUAAAAUCCUUAAGUUUUUACUUACUGUUUUGUAUUAGAGCUUCAAUGCCUCAAAUGCAAUUUCCCAUUUGCUCUUCUCACCACCUAGUUUUCAUUGCAACACCCACGGAAUCACAUUUAAAUUCCAUUUUACUUUCUAGUUUAUUUCAAAGGUUAUGGGGUUGUUGAAGCUGCUGUUUAAAGUUUACGGCUACCGCCCCCCCCCCACUCCGUCUUAUGGAGAUGUCUUUUUUUUAUUUUUAUUGUACGAUCAAUUAAAAAUCUUAUUCAAACUA
Messenger RNA from Pungitius pungitius (ninespine stickleback), 2168 nucleotides. RefSeq names its product serine/arginine-rich splicing factor 6-like. NCBI's taxonomy places the organism in Eukaryota, Metazoa, Chordata, Actinopteri, Perciformes, Gasterosteidae. Gene Ontology annotation, molecular function: RNA binding. The transcript is spliced from 6 exons. The record is from RefSeq and is a predicted model, not a curated record. Bases 113 to 1282 code for a protein of 389 amino acids.